GUUUGUGCCCGCGAUGCUUUGCGAGGAGGCGCGCGCCCGUUGCCAUGGCGCCCGCCUGACUCGCGGCCUAGUUCGCUCCGGGCCCCCUUCCUCGGCGUGGGUGAUGCCGCGGCCUGCUCUUUCUCCGGCGCGGGUCUUUGCGGAGUUGGCCCCACAUCCCGUCGUUGACAAUGAGAACCAGCCGGGCGAGGCGAAGGGAGCUUUGUUGCCGCCCGGGACCCGGGAGGUUCACGUCAGCGGCAGCGCGGAGCUCAGUGCCCGGCCGGACCGGGCCCAAGUGACGAUCCGGUUGAGCAGCCGGAAAGCGGAGGCCGCGGCGGCGAGAAGCAGCGUCUCCCGGAGGCUGGACUACAUCACCCAGGCGGCCCGGCAGCGCGGAGAGGCUUUGGAAAACAACUUGACCGUGACAAAAAACUUCAGUAGAAUAGACAAUGUUUACAAGAUGGAAGCAGAGGUGUGCAUUACAUUCAGUGAUUUUGGGAAAAUGCAAGAUGUUUGUAACUUCCUGGUUGAAAAGCUAGACAGCUCUGUUAUCAUCAGCCCACCUCACUUUUAUCACACAGCAGAGGCUGCCAAUGCUCUUCGCCGUCAAGUAUGCCUUGCAGCUGUAGGAAGUGCUCAGCAAAAAGCACAAGAAGUCUGCCAAUUGUUUGGCCAGUCCUUGGGGAAGCCUUUGCUAAUAAGGGAAGAAGAAGUAAAGGAAUGGGAAGGGCAUCCAGAAAAUCACACAGCCAGUUUCUCAGACUCACCAAGUUUGCAACAAAGACUCCAGAGUGCCACCAUCUAUGCUUCCUCAAGGAUAUUUGCUGUUUUUGAAAUAAAGGGAGACAGGAAGAGGAAAAAAGCAGCUCUUCUAAAUUUGAACUGAUUUGUAAUUGGUUUUGCUGUCCUAUGAGGGGGGGGGGAGCCUUCAAGAGGAUCAGCUUGUAUUUCCAUGAGCAGAAAUUAAAACGAGGACAACAGUUAUGUAUUAUCUUGGUCAUCGAAUAACAUUGUAUCCAACUUUAAUUUUAUGCACUGGGCAUCACAUGUGACAGAAGAGAAUCUUUCUGUUGUGAUAAAGACAUACAUAAGUCUGGCUUCAAUCUUCAGAUUGAAGCCAGACUUGAGUAUGCCUUUAUCACAAGGGGAAGAGUCUCUUGUGUCCACAAAUACUUUUUUUCUAAUGUUGAAUCCCCUUAUGUGUUCAAGAAAACUUAAGGAGAAUAAAAUUGUUAACUAACAAUAAGCUAUUUAUUAGAAAAUGUAUUCAUUUAUUCAAACUAUUUCUCACUUUUCUUGCCUGGAUGAAACUUGAAGGAAUCAAGAAUUGUUGCUUAAGUCUUAUAAGAUCUACACUCCUAAGUUUUUUUAAGCAUUAUACCAAUUACCUUCAAAUAAUACAAAACAGUUUUCACUUUUAAAAAGUAUUCCAACAGCUGAACUAUAUAUAUAAUAAAAGGCUUGAUAAAU
Messenger RNA from Anolis sagrei ordinatus, 1452 nucleotides. It is a transcript of the gene IRAK1BP1, whose product is annotated as interleukin 1 receptor associated kinase 1 binding protein 1. Gene Ontology annotation, biological process: canonical NF-kappaB signal transduction; immune response. The record is from RefSeq and is a predicted model, not a curated record. NCBI's taxonomy places the organism in Eukaryota, Metazoa, Chordata, Lepidosauria, Squamata, Anolidae.